AUGUUCCUCCGCCGGCUCUUCUCCUCGGUGCCGGCUCGCACCAACACCGGCGUCGCUAGCAUCGCUGGCAACCCUUCCUACCUUCCCAGCGCCUCCCUCCCCCAAACACUUCUGCGGCAUAUUGACCGUGAAGUCCGGAUCGCCAAAGAAGACGCUGCGAAGUCCGGUAUCGAGUUGACAUCGCCGCUCAACAUCAGGAACCCCUUCCUUGUCCACUCGCACAAGAAGCUGAUUCCGGGUCUGCGUCAUGACAUUUCGGUCGACGAGAUGACCUCGCGUAUCCAGAUCCCCAUGGUGUUCCCCGUUCGGAGGCAGAAGAAGCUCUUGAGCCAGUACCCCGCCGAGGUCCUGCCACCAUCGCCCACGAACCCUCUCAAGUCCAACCUCCCUAUUCAGCUCGCCGAUGGCACUGUUGUCGCGUGGGUUGGCGAGUGGAAGGAGGCGGUCAAGACGAGCCUGUACCCCAGGCGCAAGAAGAUGUUCAAGGGCACCACCGCGGAGCGCACGCGCCGCACACGUGACGCCCAGCGUGCGGAGCGUAUGGCCGGAAUGGAGAAGCGCGUUGCCGACUGGAGGGAGACUAAGAAGGCGGAGAAGGCCAAGGCCAAGUCGUCGCUGCCGUUCUAA
Molecule: messenger RNA, 627 nt
Organism: Apiotrichum porosum
Lineage: Eukaryota; Fungi; Basidiomycota; Tremellomycetes; Trichosporonales; Trichosporonaceae
Exons: 3
Coding region: 1-627 (208 amino acids)
Cellular component (GO): mitochondrial large ribosomal subunit
Molecular function (GO): structural constituent of ribosome
Source: RefSeq, a predicted model, not a curated record